This is a messenger RNA of Trifolium pratense (red clover), 1881 nucleotides long. Its product is annotated as anthocyanidin 3-O-glucosyltransferase 2-like. Gene Ontology annotation, molecular function: UDP-glycosyltransferase activity. Bases 354 to 1793 code for a protein of 479 amino acids. The transcript has a single exon. The record is from RefSeq and is a predicted model, not a curated record. NCBI's taxonomy places the organism in Eukaryota, Viridiplantae, Streptophyta, Magnoliopsida, Fabales, Fabaceae.
GAAAUUUUCCAAAGUCAAUACCCAAUAUAUACAUGAUAAUAUUAGUAAGAACUAAAAUUGACAAUAGCCCCACCAUCCAUUGUCCAAUAAUAUAAAAACCAAUAUUUCAAUCUCACAUUAGUUUUCAAUAUCCCAUACCAACUAGCAAAGCCAUGACAUCAAUCCCAUGAUUCAUGGACAGAUCUGAUGUAGUAAUAAAAUACAGUUUUUUAUCUCGACUCUCGAUAUAAGAUCAGACGGUUCAUAUAAAAAAAUUGUCUUUUCCUAUUUCCUAUAUAAAAGAACAAGUAUACCAAAGAAAAAUUAAAAAGAAACAGUAACUCACAGAAUAAGGGUAUGUCCUGAGCUACAAGAUGAAGAAAGCAGAAGUGGUGAUUAUCCCUUCUCCUGGUGUAGGCCAUCUAGUUUCCACCCUUGAGUUCGCGAAGCUUCUAAUUAACCGUGACAACCGUCUCCGAAUAACUGUUUUAGUUAUCAAAUUUCCACAUACAACAGAAACUGAUGUAUACACAAAAUCACUUCCUAUCUCCGAUUCUCUCAACGUCAUCAAUCUUCCAGAUUGUUCUCUUCCACCAACCUCCAAACCAGGUCCAGCCAUGGCAUUUACUCUACUGGAAGCUCAGAAACAAAAUGUCAAAAAAGUCGUCUCCAACCUCACUACCGGAGAACAACAUGGACACCUUGCUGCCUUCGUUGUUGACAUGUUCUGCACCACCAUGAUUGAUAUUGCAAAAGAAUUUUCUGUCCCUGCGUUUGUGUUCUUCACUUCCGGUGUUGCUUUUCUUGGCUUGUGUCUUUAUAUUCACAAUAUGUUUGAACGAGAUAACGUUGAUUCCACUCAUUUUCUGCAACGCACAGAGUUGGCUAUCCCGAGUUUCGCUAACUUGGUUCCUACAAAAUCGUUGCCAGGUGCCGUGUUGCGCAAGGAAUUUGAGUCAUAUUUCAUGACCUAUGCAAAAGGUCUCAAGAAUGCUGAUGGCAUUAUUGUUAAUUCAUUUGAAGAGCUAGAAUCGCACGCGGUUCACUCAUUUUCCUCUCAUCCGGAUCUGGUUGGUUUACCGAUAUAUCCAGUGGGACCCAUACUAAACCUGGAACCCAAGACCAAGGGCACUGUUGAAUCUGCUGAUAUCAUCAAUUGGCUUGAUGAUCAACCUCCAUCCUCAGUAGUUUUCAUCUGCUUCGGGAGCAAGGGUUCUUUCGAUGAGGAUCAGGUUAAGGAGAUUGCCCUUGCUGUUGAGAAUAGUGGGGCCCGUUUCGUGUGGUCUCUACGUAAACCCCCACCGAAGGGUACCAUGGCUCCACCUUCUGAUCACCCGCUUUCUGAAUUGGUUUCGGUUUUACCUGAAGGGUUCUUAGAUCGGACGGCAGAUAUUGGAAGGGUAAUUGGAUGGGCUCCACAGGCCCAAAUACUAGGGCACCCAACUACAGGAGGAUUUGUUUCGCAUUGUGGUUGGAAUUCCACGCUCGAGAGUAUAUAUUUUGGUGUUCCCGUUGCCACGUGGCCGCUUUCUGCUGAUCAACAAACAAAUGCUUUUGAAUUGGUGACUGAGUUGAAGACAGCUGUGGAGAUUGCAUUGGAUUAUCGAGUGGACUUAUCUGGUGCGCCUAACUAUCUUUUAACUUCCGAUAAGAUUGAGAGAGGAAUAAGAAAUGUGUUGGAAAAGGAUGGAGAGGUAAGAAAAAAAGUGAAUGAGAUGAGUGAAAAAUGCAGAAAAACUUUGUUAGAGGGAGGAUCUUCCUACAAUUAUUUAGGUCAUUUAAUUGAUAAUAUUAUAAAUCAAGUAUCAAAUUAAAUUAUCCUGGUGCUCAAUUUCAUAAAAGUUAGAGGCUAUUGGUGUAAUUAUCAACAUAAAGCAAUCCAAUAAAGUUUUCUUUCUCUUC